Molecule: messenger RNA, 1720 nt
Organism: Pangasianodon hypophthalmus (striped catfish)
Lineage: Eukaryota; Metazoa; Chordata; Actinopteri; Siluriformes; Pangasiidae
Exons: 7
Coding region: 882-1583 (233 amino acids)
Biological process (GO): positive regulation of proton-transporting ATP synthase activity, rotational mechanism; peptidyl-lysine trimethylation; regulation of mitochondrial ATP synthesis coupled proton transport
Cellular component (GO): mitochondrion
Molecular function (GO): protein-lysine N-methyltransferase activity
Source: RefSeq, a predicted model, not a curated record
CACCGAGCUGCGCAGUUUGUUAAGCUACUUUUGGUUUGUGUUGUGGAUUAAACUGUCUACCGUGCUCGCUUUAUAAUCUGCAUUUUCUGUCUUUUUAACCUAAAUAAUGUCGCAUGUGUGCUGUCCAGAUCAGCUCAGCAGGAGUGGUGUAUGUAAGCAGUGCCCUGCAGCUGUAAUAAACCAUUAGACAUUAGCGAGUAGUUACUUUAGUUUGUUUAUUUGUUUGCUUCAUGCAUAGUUUAUAUAACAUACUCAGUGAAUUCACUUUAUACAUGCGUGCUUCAGAUUUGCAGUCAUCUGGACUUUGUUCUGUCGUCAAAACUUUUUGUAGACUUUUUGUAGAAUAUGGAGUCAUGGCGCCCUCCCCUGGAUUAAACCUGAUAUUUACAUCACAUCCCUCAGACACGAGCACUGCACUGUUCUGACAUGUUCACAACAAAUAUUCAAGUGUUUAAGACUUUUCUGUUUGUUUGUUUUGACUGAAAUUAUAAUUGUGUAAGAUUCAUACACAAAACCAGUUGGGCUUGGGUACUGAAACAAACUUUUAAUAAAAUUAAAUGUUACUUUAUAUUAAUAAAUAAAUACUUUUUCUUGUAAUCCCACUAAAUGUAUGCCUAUUUUGCAGUCAUAUCUCUUAUUCGAACUUUCCAUGAUUUUUAACUUCCACCUGCUUCUAAGAGAGAUGAUUCACAUGCCCCCACACUGAGAGGUAAAGAUAGCAUUCGCAUCUUAUGUUUUAUGGUAUGAUGUAGUUUGAUCAAUUUUUUGAUGAAAACAAAAGGUGUUCAUAGAAUGGUGCCAGAGAAAGUUUGCAGAUUUGACAGCAUGGCUCACUGAGUUCCUCCCACGUCAAUGGUCCACAUUUCAGUCAUUUCAAGAAGAUGAUCAUGGAAGACUCUGUUGAUGUCAUCCUUCAGGAGAAAACGUUACAUCAUGCUCAGGAAAGGCCGCUUGUCAUGGCUGCCUCAGGAGCUAUGCUCAUGGCCUCUUACGCGCUUUGGACAGUUUUUGCACUGCCUGGCUUUCGGAAAGUGCCAACAAGCCUAAAGGUGCCGUACUUGCCCUCGAGUGGGGUGCAGACGCAGAACGUUAUGCGGCUCCUGCAGGGCAGAAGAGGCUGUCUGGCAGAUCUGGGCUCUGGAGAUGGAAGACUUGGUCCCUGGUUCAGUCCUGGACGGGUUUCUUCUGGGUUCUCCGAUUUCUUCCCACCUCCCGAGAACAUGCCAGUGUUUGCUGUCUCGUCAUUGGGCUUCCAGUGUACUGGCUUUGAAAUAAACUCCAUUCUGAUAGGCUAUGCCAGAGCCAGAGCAAGGUGGAUGGGAAUUCCAACUGCUUCAGCAAGAUUUGUGAAUGAGGACUUCUGGAAGACUGACUUGUCCCGUUAUAAGAACGUGACAGUCUUCUUGGCGCCUGGAGUGAUGGAAGUGCUAGGCAGGAAGCUGGAGCAGGAGUUGGCUCAUGAUGCCAGGGUGAUCGCCUGUCGUUUCCCGUUCCCUCACUGGCAUGCUUCAGCAUCAGAGGGACAAGGACUGGACAAGGCCUGGGCCUACGACAUGGCUACAGUUCGCAGACUCCUAACAUGAGCUCCAACAAAUCACUGCAAGCCUUUUUCACUACUGCCAAAUGGAUAUGUACAAACCCACAGCACUUAUUGAAUUUAAUUGAAUUGUUAUAUUAAACUUGCUGACUCUGAUUUACAACAUUAAAGCAGUGAACCGAA